AUGACGCCGCCACAGUCUCCUCGGGGAGACGGGCCUCCCCACAUCCGCCUCAACUCGGGCACCCUCGAAGCCACGACCGACGAUAACGCAUCGCCUGCCGUGCGACCGGGCACGGCACGCACCCACUCGGCGCGUUCGCUCACACAGCCCAUCCGCCCGGGCACCGCACCCAGUCCGGGCCUGCGCUCUGGCACCGUUCCCGCCUUCUACAACAAUGCCGCCGUUGCAGACUCGGCCGAGCACCUGCUACCGCCCAAGAAGCUCAGGGCCAGUCGCCAGUAUCGAGACGAAUCACCUUUGCGCUCGCCCUCUGCCAUGUCCUCGCGACGCUCGAGUUGGAGCUCCGACCUCACCCGUGACUCGAGGGGGCCGUUUGCCUCGCCCUUUGACGAUUCACGAGCACCCUCACGGGCAGGCAGCGAGGAGGACCUCAAUACGCAGACCGUCUCAGAGAAGUUCAAUAUCCUUCCCUCGGCAGGCUUGUUGUUGUUCCCAGAAGAUGUGGAAAAAGACGAUUAUCUGCACAACCCGGACCCCAACGAAAAGGACAAGCGAGACUGCGACAUCUUCACCAAGCGUGGCAUGGUCAACGUCGGUGGUCUUGCACUAUUAGCUCUUGGUCUUCUUGCCUUGUUUGUCGGGUACCCCGUGCUGACCUUUGUCGACAAAAUGACUGAACCAACGAAGACUCCUUGCACAGGCAAUCCCAUGUGCAUACAAGGCAAAGAACAUGAACCGCUACUCACUAAUUUGCGACGGGGACUCAUCGAUCCAGACACUCCCAAAGAGGCCAUGACCCGGACAUCGGCCGAUGGCUCCAAGCAGGUUCUAGUCUUCUCCGAUGAGUUCAACACGGAUGGCCGGACCUUUUACGAUGGAGACGAUGCCUACUUCCAGGCAGUCGACAUUUGGUAUGGGGCAACACAGGAUUUAGAGGCAACAUAUACCGAAAAUGGUACUCUCAACUUCAAAUUCGAUCAAAUCAAGAACCACGGUCUGGACUACCGGUCUGGUAUGGUGCAGUCGUGGAACAAGCUUUGUUACAAAGGCGGACAUGUCGAGGCCAGUAUCUCGUUACCUGGCCGAGGCGAUGUCAGCGGGUUUUGGCCUGGAUUCUGGACCAUGGGCAAUCUGGCCCGUCCUGGCUAUCUUGGCUCUACCGAAGGUCUUUGGCCGUAUAGCUACCAUGAUGAGUGCGACAUGGGAAUCACGCCGAACCAGAGUUCAUACGAUGGUCUGAGUUUCCUCCCCGGAAUGAAACUGCCCGCAUGCACCUGCAAAGGUGAGGAUCAUCCCAGCCCGGGUAAAUCCCGCAGUGCGCCCGAGAUCGAUGCUUUGGAAGGAUCCGUGCAUUUCCUAGGCCCCGGAGAGACAAAUGCUGUCGGUGUAGUGUCUCAAUCCUUCCAGGCCGCGCCUUUUGACAUUUGGUAUCAGCCAGACUACGACUACGUCGAGGUCUAUGAUAAGUCAAUCACGAUGAUGAACGCCUACAAAGGAGGGCCUUUUCAGCAAGCCAUAUCCGGUUUGACCAACCUGAACACCGACUGGUACAACGGGAAACAGUACCAGAAAUACGCUUUUGAUUACAAGACCGGUAAGGAUGGCUGGAUCACCUGGUAUGUUGGAGACGAUAAGGUCUGGACUUUUCACGCCCCUUCAACUCGGGCCAAUGGCAACAUCGGCACCAGGGUCAUACCAGAAGAACCAAUGGCCAUUAUUGCCAACUUCGGUAUGUCCAACAGCUUUGCCGCGAUCGACCUCAAGGAAAUUGCCAAGGACAUGCCUGCGUACAUGCGUAUCGAUUACAUUCGCAUUUACCAACCAGAAGAUAACCAAAUCGUCACUUGUGACCCAGAGGGGUACCCUACCACUGACUACAUUGAGAAGCACCCAGAGCCGUAUGCGAAUCCCAAUUUUACGGAUUGGAAAUCGACCAAGUAUGAGUGGCCAAAGAACUCUUUUAUGCACGGUUGCGAAGAAUGA
Molecule: messenger RNA, 1983 nt
Organism: Plenodomus lingam JN3
Lineage: Eukaryota; Fungi; Ascomycota; Dothideomycetes; Pleosporales; Leptosphaeriaceae
Source: RefSeq, a predicted model, not a curated record